Messenger RNA from Ascochyta rabiei, 2013 nucleotides. Its product is annotated as Glycosyl phosphatidyl inositol protein transamidase complex subunit. Bases 1 to 2013 code for a protein of 670 amino acids. Lineage: Eukaryota; Fungi; Ascomycota; Dothideomycetes; Pleosporales; Didymellaceae. Gene Ontology annotation, biological process: attachment of GPI anchor to protein. Gene Ontology annotation, cellular component: GPI-anchor transamidase complex; membrane. The transcript has 3 exons. The record is from RefSeq and is a predicted model, not a curated record.
AUGGCCCAGGGUCGCGUCGUUAGCGCUCCUUCCGCGCCGCAACCAAGAGCUCCGAAUGCAGGAGAGACGGCCACAUCACUCCUUGCUGCUUCGUGGGGUAUUUCAGCGGUGGGCAACAUGGCACUGAUAUCCUCAAUAUUGGCGCUCCGGCAGGAUGCCCGCAUCCUUAAGAUCCCACCCUAUCUCUCCGCGCUCUGCAUUGUCGUUGGCAUAGCGUGGCUGUUGGUCUUACCUCUGAACGACUACUCGCGCAACACAUACGUCUCUGAGAAUGCUCUGUUGCCCGGACAAGUGCACACCUACUUCACAGGCAGCGAGCAUAAUGUCUUCCGUGCUUAUCGACAAGAGGUCCAUGGGAUGAUUGACCAGUCGGUGGAAGAGCGCUCUAAAAGACUAGGCGAUAUCUUUCGCUCGAACAAUCUCAAGGUCGCGACCCAGAAGUACUCGUACCACGUCUCCAACCGCACCAUCGCAAACGAGAACGUCUACGCAAUCCUCCAAGGACCUCGCGCUGACGCCACGGAAGCCAUUGUUCUGAUAGCAGCAUGGAAGAACAUGGACGAUGUGGUGAACAACUCUGGUGUGGCCCUCAUCUUGACCCUUGCCCGCUACUUCAAGCGUUGGAGUCUGUGGAGCAAAGACAUCAUCUUCCUGGUGUCUGGCGACAGCACUACAGGGCCUCAAGCUUGGGUAGAUGCCUACCACGACGCGCACGACGAGCGCUAUGUCGAGAGUCUGAAGAUCAAGAGCGGAGCACUGCAGGCCGCUGUUGCUGUUGACUAUUCCGCUGGUCCUUGGGGCCACCGCUACGACAAGCUGCACGUUCUGUACGAUGGUAUCAACGGUCAGCUACCCAACCUCGACCUGUUCAACACCGCCGUACAGAUCGCUUCUAGUCAGAUGAACAUCGGCUGUGCCAUCCAGCGCAUGUUCGACCACAGAGACUCAUACAAGGAGCGCCUGCAGACCAUGCUGCGCGGUAUGGUGUCUCAAGGCCUAGGCCACGCAACGGGACCUCACUCGUCAUUUAUCCCAUACCAUGUCGACGCCAUUACUCUCUCUACAGUCGGCGAUGGCUGGCAUGACGAGAUGUCGCUGGGCAAGACUAUUGAAUCGCUCUUUCGCAGUUUGAACAACCUCCUCGAGCAUCUGCACCAAAGCUUCUUCUUCUACCUCCUCAUCCAGGCAAACCGCUUCAUCAGCAUCGGUACCUACCUCCCUUCAGCGAUGUUGAUCGCUAUGAACUUUAGCAUAACCUCAAUUGCGCUUUGGGUUGCCAGUGGACGCUCGACCAAACUCAUCGCCAACCCAGCAGCCACGAAGCCCACCAAGAGCGACGCCACCAAACGAACAUCGAGCUCAGAAGAGCCCGACGAGUCCAAGCAACCGGAAAUGGAGCUUAUUGAACAAGAUGGCUACAAAGCGUUGGUCCCCAAGGCAGCCACAGCAGUGACAGAACGCCACCUCCUGUUUCCCAUCCUCUCCGUCCUAACAAUCCACUUCCUCGGCCUGAUUCCGCUCUACAUGUUCAAUACCUGGGACGCCGACAACCUAUCGCGGCUGCACCUCACAUUCGCAAACGCGACGACCCUGCUACCCCUCUUCCUCGCGUGGGUCAUCUCAGAGCUCCGCCCUCUCUCCACCCAGGAAGUCACACUCAUCCAAUGCUUCUCCCUGCUGCUGCUGGGCAUGAUCCUCGCCGCGCUCGCAACCCUCAACUUCAGCCAAUCCUUCCUGAUCGGCGUGCUCGCCACCCCGCUCUCCUUUGUGCGCAGGACGAACAAGAUGUGGUUGACAGCUGUGCAAUUGUUGGUCCUGGCAGUGCUGAAUCCCAUCAUGGUCGCGCAGUGGAGUGCGAAGCUGCUCGGUGCAAACUUGCACGACGUGCUUGUGCUGGCGGCAGAAGGCUGGCUUGUUUCGGGCCUGUGGACACAGGUUACAGUCUGGUUGGUUUGGCUUCCGGCGUGGCUUUUGGGCAGUGUGGUCGUUGCAGGCGGCAUGCUUGAGGAAUAA